This is a messenger RNA of Pristis pectinata (smalltooth sawfish), 1622 nucleotides long. RefSeq names its product glutathione peroxidase 2-like. The record is from RefSeq and is a predicted model, not a curated record. The transcript has 2 exons. Lineage: Eukaryota; Metazoa; Chordata; Chondrichthyes; Rhinopristiformes; Pristidae. Gene Ontology annotation, biological process: response to oxidative stress. Gene Ontology annotation, molecular function: glutathione peroxidase activity.
CUGGGUUCAGUGCCUGUUUCCUGCUCUUCAACUGGAUAAGCGUUGGGCUUUUUUUUAUGCAAAGUCAUUGCAGCGUUUGCAGAAUCCUUUGUUGCUGUGAUCAACGGCAGAAAUCCACACCUUGGGAGUUGAGAUCGUUGUGAGCGCCUCACUCCCUCUCAGUCGGCGCACACCAUGGCUCGGGCAGUCAAGUCCUUCUACGAUCUCAGCGCCGUCACCCUGAACGGCGACCAAGUGGACUUCAACGUCUACAGAGGCAGGGUGGUGUUGAUCGAGAACGUCGCUUCUCUCUGAGGCACGACCACGAGGGAUUUUCUCCAGCUCAACGAGUUGCAGUCUCGCUAUCAGCACCGCUUCGUUGUACUGGGCUUCCCUUGUAACCAGUUCGGUUUCCAGGAAAACGGUCAGAAUGGGGAGAUACUGAACAGUCUGAAGUAUGUCCGUCCUGGAGGUGGCUUUGAGCCCAACUUCACCAUGUUCCAGAAGUGUGAAGUUAAUGGUGCUGGUACACAUCCUGUCUUUGCAUUCCUGAAGGAGAAGCUGCCAGUUCCUGCUGACGAUCCCACAUCCUUAAUGAAAGAUCCCAAAUACAUAACCUGGAGCCCCGUCUGCCGAUCAGACAUUGCCUGGAAUUUUGAGAAGUUCCUCAUUGGACCAGAAGGAGAACCUUUCAAACGCUACAGUAAAAUGUUUGAAACCAUCCAGAUUGAAUCUGACAUCCAAAGAUUACUGAAAGUGACCAAGUAGAGUUGUAGAGAACCCAAGUUAUCAGAUAUCUUCACUUUUACGACUAAUGAAAAAGCUGCAUAAUCUUUCAGUUCACCUGAUCCUGUGCAAGCCCUAAAUGAAACAAAAUUUACUUUUUUAAUGCAUUUUUAAAACUUGGCAACUGCACUCAUACCUGCAAGCCAAAUCCAGUCCCAGAGCAGCAUUCUUCUCUGUCUUCCCUUCUGCUGCAGGCUUGUUUAUUACUGAUUUAUUUACUUUGUCAUCUACUCCUUUCAGCCUUGGACUUAAGCCUGCAGUGUCGCUUUUUAAAUGCUUUCUCAAAACAAAAACUUGCUAAUGACUCUGUUAGUACUGCAUGCUAUAAUUCUUUGUAUCAUGUUGGUUAUUUAUAACCAGAUUAUGGUAUUGGAUAUUUUUGCAACAUUACAUUCUUGUAAUACUUUCUCUCCCUUUCAUCUGGAACUUUCAAAGGCUGUUUAUCUGUCCUAAAGGUAAUAUAAUCUGGGAUUUACUGUUUUUGUGCAUUCCUUAAUGCGCAGUCACAAAAAUUUGGUACAAAAAUAAUUUUAAAGUAACACAAUUUAGAACUAUGAAUAUACUCUACCACUAAUUAGCCAACUACUGUGGCAUUUCCAAACUGUUCUCCAAAAGGAAUUUUGGAUGUUUUUGUCUUAAUUCAUGGAUGGUUUCUAUACAGUCAUACUUUCUUAGAAGUUAUCUGAAACAGUUUUUCUGGUCUUCAGAACUUUACAGAAUGAAGGUGUUCUCCUAAACCCAAUCGGGAGGGUACCAGAUAACAUAGAAAGUUGCUGAAUUUGCUGGUUGUUACUGUUUCUAACUUCUUGGAAUUGUAUACCAAAAAUGAGCAAUAAAUAAACUGUCUGAAAACAAAA